UAUAACAAACGAACCACUAAUUAUAUAUUUCUUUGAUCUCAUUUUCUUGUCUCCUCUCCGUCCUCACCACUGCUCCUGCGGCGGUAGCUACCGGCGCCACCACCGUCCACCUCGCGGCCUACUCCCUCUUCUCCCUGCAUUAUCGGGCCACCAGCAGCCACCGGUCACCGCAACUCUCACUCUUCUCUACAAGAAAAACACAAGCUGGAAUCGAACUAAACUCAAUUGGCCGGAAAAAGCAAAACCUAACCGGAAAUCUAAGCCGGAGUUAGUCGUCGGCCGUCAAAAUGGCAAAGGCAAGGGACAGAACUGAGGAUUUCAAAGAUGCCGUACGCCAAAGUGCUCGCUCUUUAGGGUACGAUGAGGCUAAAUUGGCAUCCAUUUUGGCAUCUUUCAUUAUUCAUAAACCUCCACAAAGGUCUCCUUUCUCCAAAGCUGCAUUUAAGACGCUUGAGAGUAUUGGAGAAUUGGAGCUUUUUUUGUUAAGGCAUAGAAAAGACUAUACAGAUCUGCACCGGACAACUGAAAAGGAGAGAGACAGCAUUGAACAUGAAGUUAGUGCUUUUAUUAAAACUUGCCAGGAACAAAUUGAUGUUCUUAAGAAUAGUAUAAAUCAUGAAGAAGAAAGCUCAAAAGGUUGGCUUGGCAUUACAACUGCGAAGGCUAAUGCCGACACCAUCGCCCACAAACAUGGGGUGGUUCUAAUUUUAAGUGAGAGACUCCAUUCAGUUACAUCACAGUUUGAUCAGCUCAGAGCUGUACGCUUCCAGGAUGCUAUUAAUAGAGCAAUACCACGACGAAAACUUAAUCGUGUAACCAAGAAAGAUUCUACCGAAACCUCUAAAUCAGGUGAUGUGGAGCUAAGUGAACCUGAUGAGUUGCGCAGUGAGCCUUUAAGAGUCCAGCAGCAACUUUUGGAUGAUGAAACACGCGCUCUUCAGGUGGAAUUGUCUAGUCUUCUAGAUACGGUUCAAGAAACUGAAACCAAGAUGGUGGAAAUGUCUGCAUUGAAUCACCUGAUGGCUACUCAUGUUUUGCAACAAGCUCAACAAAUUGAGCAUCUGUAUGACCAGGCUGUUGAAGCUACUAAGAAUGUUGAGCUUGGUAACAAAGAACUCUCACAAGCCAUUCAAAGGAAUAGCAGCAGCAGAACAUUUCUUUUACUAUUUCUGUUUGUGCUCACCUUUUCCAUCAUUUUUCUUGAUUGGUAUAGUUAAAUUGUUUUCGUUUGAUGCUAUCACAUUCACAGUGUAUCUUCUUAUAGCACAUUCUCAAUUUUCCUUAUUACAGAAGAUAUAUGCAAUUGUGCAUUUGUCCACUGCAAAAGACAUAUUUUUUUUCCUGAUAUUUACACUAUAGAGGGAGAAAUGUGAUAUAACAAACAAUUUGAGUAAUUAAUUUUAUGAAAGGAGUAAUGAUAAAUUGAUACAAUAA
Messenger RNA from Cicer arietinum (chickpea), 1434 nucleotides. RefSeq names its product syntaxin-81. NCBI's taxonomy places the organism in Eukaryota, Viridiplantae, Streptophyta, Magnoliopsida, Fabales, Fabaceae. Gene Ontology annotation, cellular component: endoplasmic reticulum; membrane; SNARE complex. The record is from RefSeq and is a predicted model, not a curated record. Gene Ontology annotation, biological process: retrograde vesicle-mediated transport, Golgi to endoplasmic reticulum.